Molecule: messenger RNA, 267 nt
Organism: Rangifer tarandus platyrhynchus (Svalbard reindeer)
Lineage: Eukaryota; Metazoa; Chordata; Mammalia; Artiodactyla; Cervidae
Source: the annotation of a GenBank genome assembly
AUGCGAGCGGUGGCCCAGGGCACGGGAAACGCCCUCCUAAAUCCGGGCCGGGCCGCCAGGACAGCCUCCCGCAGCUCCCAGAGGAGUUCUGUCCUUGGAGCUGGCCGCCCUGCGAGCGGGCUUUUCUCUAGCUGCGGCGCGCGGAGGCGCCUGUCCGGCCGCGGGGCCAAGCCUGUGAUCGCAGAGUCUUCCCUCGUGAAGCACCAUCUCGGGGCGCGUGGGCUCAGUCGUUGCGGUUCCUGGGCUCCUAGAGCGCAGGCUCGGUAG